AUGCAUAUUCCUUCUUAUAAAAUCAUUAAAGAAGAUGAUCUACUUCUUCAAUCCAGUUUACACAGUUGUAUCAAUACGACAAGUGUUUCAACUACGAUCACUGAUAAGCAACAAGAUGAACAAUGUCAUGUACGUAUAGAAUCAUCCUCUUCUAUUCUUUCAGGGCAUUUUCAUGCACCACAAUGUAGAUGUUCAUACACUACUUUGCCUUUAUGGAAACGUUAUUUAAUUGAUUUUCGCAUGGAUAUGAUUUCAUUUUGUCUUACAUAUCCUAUUGUCGCCUUUUUUACACUCAUCGCUCUUUUGAACACCGCACGUAUGCGACUUAUCAAUAGUCACCAACAACAACACUUGGAUCACCUUUCCUUAGAUGAAGAAAUCACUCAAGAUGAAAUGUAUUAUGCUGAAAGAUGGGGUUAUGGUUGCCAACAACAUCAAGUGAUUACUCGUGAUGGCUACAUACUAAAGAUGUAUCGUUUUUACCCACAAGGGCAAAAAUAUAGAAAACCUGUUUUCCUUGGUCAUGGUUUAUUCCAAUGUUCAGGUGCAUUUGUACUCAAUGAAAAGAAAUCUCUUGUAUUUGCUUUAGUGGAUCAAGGUUAUGAUAUUUGGACUGGUAAUAACCGUGCUAUUGGAGGAUUGGACCAUAUCUCACUUUCACCAAAAGAUCCUUGUUAUUGGAACUGGGGCUUAAAGGAACUGGCUCUCCAGGAUUUCCCUGCUAUGUUAGAUCAUAUUCGAACUACAACUGGACAAGAAAGGGUCGCUUAUAUUGGUCAUUCUCAAGGUAAUGCUCUGGUUUUUAUCGCUUUAUCUCUACAACCUGAACUGGCCAGCAAGAUGAGUUGCUUUAUUGCCCUUGCUCCUGCAGUAAUUUCUGGUACCUUGUAUUUUCAAUUUACACCUCGACCUGCUAGUACGCGACUUUUGUCAGAUUGGUUAGAAGGAUGGGGUAAGCAAGGAGUGUGUUUAUACAUGACUGACAGAGGAAAUCAAAUCCAAGAAUCGUAUGACAAGAUUCCUUUGGCAUUAAUUUAUGGCGGUGAAGACUAUUUGGUAGAUGGGGCUUCGUUUGUGCGAUCCUUUGAAGGGUAUGAUCAUCAUGGCUUGGAUAUAAAUACUCGUCAACUUGCUACAUCAAAUCAGUAUCAGUAUAACUUCUCUUUCCCCUCUUUGGAUUUGGUGCAUGUAGAACGCAUUCCGGGUUAUGAACAUAUGGAUACGAUUUGGGCUCAUGAUAAUCACAUCACUACCUAUCCUGUUAUCUUCAACAUCUUGAACUCGGCUCGCUGGCAAUCCAACGAUGUAGAAUAA
Molecule: messenger RNA, 1314 nt
Organism: Halteromyces radiatus
Lineage: Eukaryota; Fungi; Mucoromycota; Mucoromycetes; Mucorales; Cunninghamellaceae
Product: Alpha/Beta hydrolase protein
Exons: 4
Coding region: 1-1314 (437 amino acids)
Biological process (GO): lipid metabolic process
Source: RefSeq, a predicted model, not a curated record